Messenger RNA from Macrosteles quadrilineatus (aster leafhopper), 1999 nucleotides. RefSeq names its product zinc finger protein 99-like. The transcript has a single exon. The record is from RefSeq and is a predicted model, not a curated record. Gene Ontology annotation, molecular function: DNA-binding transcription factor activity; RNA polymerase II cis-regulatory region sequence-specific DNA binding. NCBI's taxonomy places the organism in Eukaryota, Metazoa, Arthropoda, Insecta, Hemiptera, Cicadellidae. Bases 377 to 1927 code for a protein of 516 amino acids. Gene Ontology annotation, biological process: regulation of transcription by RNA polymerase II.
CAGCAGCUAAAAACAUGUAAUUUUUACUACACAAAAUUUACGGUUUAAAGUAAGUGAUUUACUAUGUAAAUCUUGAAUUUAAAUUAUUCAUAACUUUUAUAUGACUGAUGCAACCAACAUUGUUUGAAAGCAACAUGGUGAAGACAACGAUUUCUUGAGUAGGCUAAUUUAACUGGAUGGAACAUAGAGUCAAGACAUAAAAGCAAAAUGCCUCAAGUAAACUGUGUGGUAAAAUAUUUAAUACACAUAACAAUCUUUGAGCAAGAGCUGAUCACAUUUUAUUAAUACACUAAUUGACUGUUCAACAUCUAACCAAUUCUACAAAAAUAGACAUAUAAAACCAGCAGAAUAAUUCAGAGUAGUAUCAUCUUGCCUGAUGUUAGAAAUCAGAAAUAUAAAACAUAAAAUGUUUAAUAUCACUAAAAAGCGUCUCCUUAACUGUCCAAUAUGUAGAAAAAUGUUUUCAACUAUAAGGAGUAUGAAGUAUCAUAUAUAUUUACACACAGGUGAGCAUCCCUUUAGAUGUUUGACAUGUGAGAAAACAUUUAUUCAAAUAUCUCAUCUAAAGUAUCAUUUGUUAACACAUUCUGGGAUGUGUCCUUACAAGUGCACUACAUGUGGAAAAUCUUUCAAAACCACCAGCCUUUUGAAGAUACAUGCAUUGGUUCACACGGGAGAUCAACCUCAUCACUGCCCUACAUGUGGAAAAUCAUUCAAAUCCAAGGGAGAUAUGAAUAAACAUACUUUGGUUCACACGGGAGAGCGACCUCACAAGUGCACUACAUGUGGAAAAUCUUUCAAAACCAGGAGCCUUAUGAAGAGACAUGAAUUGGUUCACAUUGGAGAGCGACCUCAUAAAUGCACUAUAUGUGGAAAAUCCUUCCGAAACAGCAGCAAUAUGAAGCAACAUGCAUUGGUUCACACGGGAGAGCGACCUCAUCAGUGCCCUACAUGUGGAAAAUCCUUCCCAACCAGCAGCCGUAUGAAACUUCAUUUAUUGGUUCACACAGGAGAGCGACCUCAUAAGUGCACAACAUGUGGAAAAUCAUUCCCAACCAACAGAAGUAUGAAGAGACAUACAUUAAUUCACACGAGAGAGCGACCUCAUCAGUGCCCUACAUGUGGAAAAUCCUUCCCAACCAGCAGCCAUAUGAAACUUCAUUUAUUGGUUCACACAGGAGAGCGACCUCAUAAGUGCACUACAUGUGGGAAAUCCUUCCAAACCAGCAGAAAUAUGAAGAGACAUACAUUGGUUCACACAGGAGAGCGACCUUAUAAGUGCACUACAUGUGGAAAAUCCUUCUCAACCAGCAGCUAUAUGAAGCUUCAUUUAUUGGUUCACACAGGAGGGCGACCUCAUGAGUGCCUUACAUGUGGGAAAUCCUUCCAAACCAGCAUAAAUAUGAAGAGACAUACAUUGGUUCACACAGGAGAGCGACCUCAUAAGUGCUUUACAUGUGGAAAAUCCUUCAAAUCCAAGGAAGAUAUGAAGAAACAUACAUUGGUUCACAUGGGAGAGCGACCUCAUAAGUGCUCUACAUGUGGAAAAUCCUUCAAAUCCAAGGAAGUUAUGAAGAAACAUAUAUUAGUUCACUUGGGAGAGCGACCUCAUAAGUGCUCUACAUGUGGAAAAUCCUUCCAAACCAGCAGAAAUAUGAAGAGACAUUCAUUGGUUCACACAGGAGAGCGACCUCAUAAGUGCUCUACAUGUGGAAAAUCCUUCAAAUCCAAGGAAGUUAUGAAGAAACAUACAUUAGUUCACAUGGAAGAGCGAUCUCAUAAGUGCUCUACAUGUGGAAAAUCCUUUAAAUCCAAGGAAGUUAUGAAGAGACAUACAUUAAUUCACACGAGAGAGAGAGAGAGCGACCUCACAAGUGGAAAAUUCUUCCAAACCAGCAGUCAUAUGAAGAGACUUAUGGAUAAUUAAUUCACACUAGAGAGGGACCUACAGAGUGCACCACAUCUGGAAGAUCCAUCACAAAUAUUUGCAAUAUGUUGU